Molecule: messenger RNA, 249 nt
Organism: Penicillium salamii
Lineage: Eukaryota; Fungi; Ascomycota; Eurotiomycetes; Eurotiales; Aspergillaceae
Source: the annotation of a GenBank genome assembly
AUGGCUUCCAUACCUCCCACCCAGUCCAAUCAACCUAGAUCUAUCAAAAAGUCCAUGCACCAAAAGCAAGGCCGUCGCAAAUCAAGCUUAAUGAAAAGAGCGUCCGAAUAUAGCAAGAUGUGCGAUGCAGACGUCUGUGUGGGCAUACGCCUUCGGGAAACCGGCCAAGUAUUUAUCCUAUCAGCGGAUACUUCGGGAUUUUGGGCAUUCCUUAGCUCGCAAUUAGUAUGUCUCCAACUAUGUCUGUGA